Bombus impatiens (common eastern bumble bee) is the source of this 8377-nucleotide messenger RNA. RefSeq lists its product as uncharacterized. The transcript has 21 exons. Lineage: Eukaryota; Metazoa; Arthropoda; Insecta; Hymenoptera; Apidae. The record is from RefSeq and is a predicted model, not a curated record. Bases 689 to 7852 code for a protein of 2387 amino acids.
GUAUGUACCUGCAGCGUAAAGUUGUAUUGUGCGAGUAACCCAAUUAGCGGCGUUCAUUCUGCGCGACCAAGUCGCGUGAAUAAACGCGAGAAGAAAGGAGCGCGUUAUUUGAACAUCGUGAUGUACAUGUAACCAGGAGAACAAUGUGCCGCAAGUGCACAUUGAAAGAGUUUCUUCGUGUCUAUGAGUAGAGAUCUACAACAGAAGAAGGAGAAGCAACGGGCAGAGAAACGUUUCUAACGUAAUAGCGGCUUUGGAGAACACUCUUUACAUUUUGUAUAAGAGAGCAUUGCUGUUCGUUAGUAUUCUCAGUCAAGUUUAGAUCGUUGAAUGUUACAGAAACCUAACUAGAAAACUAUCUCAUUUCGAUUAAAGUAUCUAGUGUAAGAUGUAUGGCCGCGUUAUCGAUAAUGUCAUUACGUUUUAUAAUAAUAGUGAAUCCGGUUAUUUGCCGUUCUAACCGAUCGAAUCUUUAUUUGAUUAAUCUUUCGACUAAGAAUAUAAGCAAAUUAUAAUCAUUCGUUAGACCGAUGCUAAAAUGUUUAGACCGAGUUACAUAUCUUUGCCACUCGUGUUCCAAAUUUUCAGUAUUCUUCAACAAUGUUCACAUACUCUGUGUCUUACAAUUGAUAAUCGUUUAACACCUACCGGGAAUGGUAAUUCGUAUAGUAAAACGUAUUCGUAGAAAAUGUGUUUCUGUUAUAAAUAUUGUAACGAUAAAAAUAGAUCUUUUGAUUUAGAUUGUUUUACAAGGAUAUCCAUUGGUUCUAAGUUACCCGAAAUGGACAUCGCGUCACGAACUAAUGCCAUGAGUUUAACGGAAUGUGAAAAUAAUUGUUUAGGAAAGAAGCAUGAUUGCAAUGCGUUUUCAUUUGGGUACGGGAUAUUGUCGAUAUCGCGAAAAAAUUGUUUAAAUCAACGUAACAUUUUAUCGAGCCACCGUGGCAUUUUACCAAUCGAUACAACGUUCCCUUUCUUUCACUUUCUUUUUCUUUCUAGCGUUGGUGUAAAGGGUAACAGUACCUGUCUAAUUAGUCGACAGAUACCGGCAUUAGAAAAUUUAGAAACCGAUCAGGAGUACGAUGUUUACGCGAAAAAACGACGAGACUCGAUAUGGUGCGAUUUUGACCGUUUCUAUAAAAGUUUCGUACGCGAAGAUGAAAAUCGUUCAACGAAAGCAAAUAAGCUUAUUAGUAAAGGAUCCAUUAUAAAUAAUGAUAAUCCCUUCUCAAAAUUAAUACCAGAACCAAUUUCGGUAUUGGCACCACAUAAUACGUUAACAUCUUCAAGAAACAAAAAUGGCAUGACGAAUCAUGGACGUAUUGGUAACUAUGGUUUGCUUAUUAAUCACGAUCAACGAUUUCUUUCCGAGGACAAUAAUCGUAGUGUUCUGGAUAUUAUCGGAAACAAAAAUAAAGAAACAUCGCCCACACCUUUCGUUAUAAUUUGUCAUCGAAAGCUGCUACCUGGCAAGAAAAUGAUGGGAUUAUUCAUCGAGCGUAUCGUCAAUUGUGAAAAUCUACAGGAUUGUUGUCGAGCAUGUGAUUACGAAAAGACUUUUGUGUGUAAAGGUUUUAAUCAUAGACGUAGAACCGAUGAUUCAAAGUGCACAUGCGAAUUGACAUCAACACCAUAUUUUCGCAUGGAUACCAAUGAAGAUUUCUCAAUUGAUUCUUAUUACGAUUAUUACGAGAAGGUUGACAAUUGCCCUUCCUCAGCAUGGCAUGAUAACGGUAUACCACGUUGGAAAAGCUAUGUAAAAAGUUCUCGAGAAAAUAGUCAAAACACAUGGUUGGACCGUGAAAAUGCGAAUAAAGAUUUCGUGCACACAGAUCAUUCGAUCUAUAAAGAGAAUUAUCCGCUAUAUCGCGAAUCAGCUUAUGAUUUUUCAAAUGGCCUCGCACGAUCUGGCAAACCAUUUCAUUACGAACAGCCUCAUGGUUUUACGUCUCGUUAUCAUGAUUUGAAUUGGAAUCGCAACUGGAAAGAAUCUGAGUCUCGCAAUCCCGAUAUCAUUAACGACAAUACCUUUGUCAACUCUCGCGUUGAUUACGAUAAAGGAUAUUUUGACGCAAAAUCGCCACGUUUUCCCAAUUCACGAUUAGACUAUCCUCUGACACAGGAAUAUUCCAUUCCUAACGAGAACGAGCAAUUUUAUGGGAAAUUGUACAAUUACGGCAGUGCAUUCGGCUAUAAUGAUAAUUACGUGUCCGUUCCAAAAGAACCAUAUUAUGAAAAACACGAGACAUCACAAAUGACACGAAAAUGUUCAGUGAAAGCUGCCUCGGGUUCAAAAUUAAGCAGAAGCGUCUUACGAAAGACUUGCGCGGCACACGAUUUUGAACAAUGCGAAGAGUUUUGUACCAAUGAAACAAGUUUCUCUUGCGAAAGCUUUGCUUAUAGAUGCAACGUGGCAACCACGAAUCCUACUGAUAACUGUUUACUAAGCGAUCGUUCCUAUCAGGAUCUAAAUUUUUACACGGAUCUUGAACCAAAUCGCGAUUACGAUACCUACGUAUUAACGUCAGAUGCUAAGAACUGCUACUUAAAAAAGUCAACAAAUCGAUAUCCUUUGGAAGAAUGUUUCUCGAGGAUCAGAAGUGGAUUUACCAUGCCGAUGGAUGUCACGAAGAAAUCAAUAUUUGUUAAUGAUUUUGGAGAAUGUCAAUUUGCGUGCACCACGUCGCAAGAAUUUGUUUGUAGAAGCUUCGUUUUCAAAUAUGCGAUGGACAAUCACAAAGUGUACAGUCAUGAACGCGUAUCACCUAACUGUUUCUUAAGCGAUUGGCCGGCAGAAGAAAUAAAUCCUAUCGAUAUGCCAGAUAUGGAUGGUGCUGAGUUGUAUGAAAGAAAUACAUUAUCUUAUGGUUGCGAAAUGCAUCCUUCGUCCCUAUCAAAUUCGAAUGCAAUUACUCCGUACGACAAGGGAUCGUCUCAAUCGCACAUGGACGAACUUUGUUAUUCUGAAUAUCAUAGACCAUGCAAAUUAAUGUCUCACGCAGUGAUUUCCUCGAUGCGAGCUGUUACAAAACAGGAUUGCCGCCGAAGGUGUUCGACGAUGAGAAACGCCGGUGUGGUACCUUGUAUGUCGUUUAAUUACAUCAUUACUAUCGAUAAUACACGGAGUAACUGUUUUUUAAGCGACAUAUCAAUACGAGAUCUAAGGCCAAAUCUGGACUAUGUUCACGAUAAUGAUCACACAUUAUAUACAUGGAAAGAUUUUGAUCCAUAUUGUGGUUUAAUCGCGAAUGCUUUCAAUACGACAAAUGCACCAACAUUUGAAAAUCACGAUCAAUCACAUCCUCCUGAGUUCGGUUAUCCGAAUGCUCAAAGAACACCCGAGAGCGAAAUACAUCACCCUCAUGAGCCAGCUUCCUAUCAUCCCACUCGAUGGAGAAAUAAAUUUCGACCUGAUGAACACGAUUACAAACAUAAGUUAGCUAGUGGAGACAACGCAUCCCCUCUUGAACCUGGUACUUUCGAAUAUGGACAUAACUUUUUCCAUUCAACAAACCAGCUUCCUCCAUCUCGACGUUAUACGGUAAACGGUUCUCCUUGCAAAAACGGCACCGUCUGUCAACGAAAUGAGAUCACUGGAUUCUGGUCUUGUGAAAUUGAAAAUGAAUAUGGUAAUUGGGAUUACUGCUGCGAACCUAGUCAUCAAUGUGGAUUUUCACAAGGAUAUCAUCAUCCUUGGUGUUAUGUGGGUCCCAACGAAGAUCAAUGGAGACCUUGUAGCGAAACAUAUUAUCCAUAUCAUUUUACAAUGGAUCAUACAAGUUAUCGCCAAUCACCAUUAUAUACCGCUCGUCAUUGGCCAGUAAUUUACUUCCAUGAAACAUCGCCACCAAACUGUUCUACCAAUAAUCCUAACGUUAAGGAGUCAUGGAAACUACAGUCAGUUAUAAAAAUUAAAAUGGAAUUUUCUGCCAGAAAAAAUAAAAGUAAAGUAUAUUGCUGUGUGUACGGUUGUAACAGUCGUGCAUGUAAACAUGACACUGUCCGUUUUUAUCAUUUUCCCCGUGAAAAUGAAAACUUAGUUAAAUUAAAAAACAAAUUAAAUAAAGAGGAAAUUAUUGACCGCUUCAGUGCAUGGGUGAAAGUUUUAAAAAUGGGCAAGAGUGUAUCAUCGUCUAUGAGAGUAUGCUCAUUACACUUUACAAAGGAAGAUUUUAUCCCAUCAAAUAGUCGCAUACGUCGUUUAAAAAACACAGCAAUCCCAUCAGUCAACCUCCCGAGUUCUUCAAUUAAUACACAGUUUAGCAGUUCUGCACAUUGUCAAAAAAUUGUUCAUACCACAAAAAUGCCGAAAACACGACUGAUUACGCGUUCAAUAACGAACAGUCGACCACCUCACAUGACUUUAAAUUUGGAGUGUUCAGAAGAGCCUCUCAGCGAAGCACAGUUAGUGUUACGAUUAGAACUCAAAGAAAAUUAUGACAGAGUUGCUGCCACUUUGGAGGAAUUGGUUAAAGAUCAUGGAGGUAAAUUGGUAUGCCAAGCAGGCAAUGUCAACGGUUAUCAGUAUACAUUGCCUUCAAAUCCUGCUCAAGCGACGGUUAAAAAUAAUUCACAACCUAUUGUCAAUGUAAAUCAAAAUAAAAACCAAUCUAUUAAAUUGAAUGUAUUAAAUAAUGCAAAUGGAUCUCAGGGUAACAUACAAUUGGUUGUGGAUUCACGAAUGGGAGUUAUUCUUGGAUCCGUUGCUCAGCCUCAAGGAACUUCUAUGACCAAUGUUUCAUCAGGUUCAGUCUCUACUUCAACAUUAACACCAAAUUCAACAUCCACAUCUACAGCUACAACUAUAUCUACCAUUUCACAUUCUCAAACAGAAAAUUAUAAGUAUACUCGUUCCGGACGCAGAACGAAAGUGCUCGAAGUACAGCAAUCUGAUAUAAUAGAGGAACCCACACUAGUACCUCGUGGAAAACAGAAAUUAGGAUGCUCGACGCAUGUUGUUACACCAACUACAACCAGCCCGCAAGGUGUUACUAAUCUCAGAAUAAAAACUGUAAGUAAACAACAGGUUACACCGACAGUGUCAUCAACAUCAGCUACGAUAAAUACGACUACAGGAACGGUAUCACCAACGAUAACGGUGUCGGCAACAACAACAAAACUGGCUAUUGCAAAACCAACUGAGCAUACGAGUAUUGGUGGAAUAUCAGUUGGAAAAAGUGCAGCUUGCGACCAAAUUGACGAAUCGAAGAAGAAUCUUCCAGAUGGAAAGGAAGUAACUUUUAACAAAAUAAACGGAGGCAGAACAUUUCCUUCGUUGGUCAUCGUAGCUAGACCGAAUCUUCGUACAAAGGAUAUCGCGCCAAUAGUAGCUCAGAAAGAAAGAUCGGAGUUAGAUUUGAAAGUCAAGAGCGUACUCAUGUACUCGGCUACAAAAUUUGCUGAAUGGUUGAUACAGCAAGGGUUGGUAAAGUCUGAACAAUUUUGUACGCAACAUAAUAAUAAUAAUUAUCAGAGGAAAUUGAAAUUAGGAAUGUAUAGUGAUCCCGGUACAUUUCCAUAUUCGGGAGGAUACGUUUGGAUUUCAGAAUGUUGUCCAGAUCGUUUUGUUUCCCUCUUUUCCGGUUCAAUUUUUCAGAGUGCUACAUAUACACCUACCAUUCUUUUAAAAUUAAUUUAUCAUUGGGCAUGCCAAACAAAUGUUCAAAAUGUUACUUCCUGGGUAAAGGUAUCAAAUGUAUAUGUGAAAAAUUUUUAUACACAUUUACGUAGUGUUUGUACUGCCGCAAUUUGCGAUAAAUUUCGUAAAAUGGGAGGUAAAAAUUCCGUGAUACAAGUUGGUGUAAUUAGCUUAGGUACAACAUCGCAGGACGGAAAUUUACGACAAGUUAAAGUCGAAGUACUUGGUGUAUUGCAUUAUGCCACACUUGAUUUAAGAUUAAGAGCGUGUGAUCCGGUGCAAGAUGGUGAUAGGUCAUAUAAACGACGGUUCAAUAAUAUUUUACACCCACUGAAGGAGUGGGUACACCCGGAUACGAAAAUUAUGACCGACUUCACCGUUGAUAAAAGCACUCUUGAAGAAAUGGGUUUUAAUCAUGUUACACAGUCAGCAUUUUCUGAUCAGGGUCCUCGAAAUUUUAUGAGCAAUUAUCACAUUAUGGAAUAUUUAAGAAAAAUUGUCCCGAGAAUGUUUCAAAAUACUCUUAGUUUGCUUAGUAGACAAAUGAUACAACAAUUUUUGGACGAAUUAGUAUGGAGAGAAAUGUACGGAACGACUGCUGCCCGAGCAUUUGACAACAUUAUCGAACAUAUCGCAGAGCAAACUGGAAUCGAGUCAAACGAAUGUCUCAUAGAUCGUUUGAAUAAGAUAGGUGCUAAUCCGUUUCAUAACUGGUCUUACUCAAAUACGAAUUCACCACCAUUGACACCACUUAUGACGAUAAAUAAAGAAGAAUUUUUUUCGGGCUGCGAAGUUUUGAUCCCAAGUAGUAGCAACAUGAAACAACAAGAAACAUUGCCUUCCGUUCAAACAACGAAACCUGGUCCGAAGAGGGGACGAAAGAGAAAUCCAACAACAGCCAUUAGCCCAGAGCCAGAGGUGAAAAAAGCCAUCUACGAUUCAAAAGGCAUCAGAGAAAUAGAUAAGGAAUGUAAAAACGAUCAGAUACAGUUGCAAGAAUUUUACUACGCUACUAUGGAAGGUGAUAAAGCUCUUCUUUUAAAGGAACAUAAAAGUUCCCUAUAUUUUAAAUGCUUUCUUUGCGCUGCAAUAUUGCGUUCAAAUACAGAUGUAAUGGAACACACUAUUGGCCAUGUGCCACCACAAGUACCCGGACAAUCAAAUUCUCCUGUAUGCCGGUAUUGUUGCACUGCAUUUUCAUCUCAACAUCAGAUGAUUACACACAUUACGGAAUCACACAGCACUUUUGGUCAUUCUGACAGUGACAUGGUUGUUUGCGCCAUUUGUGAACAAAAAUUCGGGAACACUGGUCUUCUAAUUAACCACUUAUCGUCGAUGCAUUGUCCUUCGGAGAUGCCUUACCGAUGCGAAAUUUGCGGUUAUCGUACUUCCAGUCAUAAAGACGCUAUUGAUCAUUUCUAUCGUGGUCAUGAAAAGGGCGAAGGGUUACAGUGUCCUUAUUGUUUGAAAGUAAUAGAUUUUGCAAAAGAAGGCAACCCCAAUGUUACCAGCGUUCACGCAUUCUUAUUACAUAUGCAAAGACAUGUUAUCAGAAGGGAACAAGGACGUGGAAAUAAAUGUUCCAAAUGUUGUCUUUGGUUUAAUCAGAAAAGUUCAUUAAAAAGACAUCAAAAGGAAUUGCAUGACUCUGUGUCUAGUACAAAGGUUGUUCCGUAUUCACUUAGUAAUAACGGAAUAAUGAUUUCAAAACAACGAUUUCAAAAUAGACGAUUUGAAAUCGAUAGUCCAGUUACGGAAUUACCACACGAUGAAAGAGUUAAAAAAUGGAUCACUGGUCCAAUUACGGUGAACGUUCCAAUUGAACAUCUAUCCUGUAAAGAAUGCGAAGAGGAUAUAGAUGAACAAGAUCAUUAUCCAGGUGAACAAAUAUGUCAAUUGUGUCGCUACGUAACUUGUUGUUGGCGUGCGUUUAAGGAACAUCAACAACAAAUUCAUAACGAACGACCGAUGACCAGUUUGGUAGUUCCUUCUCCUCUUAUUAAUAUUCCAUUAAAUAAAAAGAUGCGAUGUUCAUGCGGUUAUGCAACAACCGAUGGAAAUCAAUUAGCCACACAUUUGAUUAAAUGUAACAAAGUGUCUGGUUACCCGGUUGAGGAUACAGCACCAUCCGGUAUGUUAAACAGUUUAGGUUUGGUACCAAAAAAUAACUCAGAUGAAAUAGAUAUUGACAUUAAAAGGACUAAUUUACUAUAAAAUAAAAUGAAGUGAAGUACAAGUUUUUGAAUUAAUUAGGUGUCGUAGAUGAUAAGUUGUAUAACUGUUUAGAGAAUUAUCCAAUAUUUCAAAUCGUUCUAAGUUACAUCUGUGUAAUUAGUGCAAGAUAACAAGUUACUUGAAUAAGAAUGUUUUAAAAAAACAUCUUAUAAAUCGGGUCGAUAUUAUAUCAUGUAUUGAUACAUUCGUUUUCACUUUUAUUGCUUACUUUCGUACUCUGUUAUUUCAAUUAAAGAAACCAUAAAAUAACCAUGAAUAGAAAUUUCAUUCAUCAUAUUGUUACUAAAAAUCUUCAAUGAACAUAAUUUAAAUCACCAACACUUCAUAUACGCCAUGCAAUCUGUAUUGUUUGGAAACAUUGCUAAUAUUACUACAAUAAUAAUAGAAUAAAACAAUCAUUGAAUUAUGUUAUAUCAAUAUUAUUAAUACGAUUAUAUUGCUGAGUUGUACCUUUAUAUGAAGUAAUAAAUUAUUAUUACACGAGAAGAUACUACAAGUUUAAAA